AUGCCCACCGAAGCCGAUAAGAUACACAAAAGAAUGACCGGCAAGAACCUCGGAACUCGCGACACCAGCAACGACCCCAGAACCUCAAGAUCGCAGCCGGAAACAAUGGCCUCAGCAUUAUCAUCAAAUAUCCGGCGCUCAGCCAGCACGCUGUCAUCCGCGACAAUCAGAAUCUCAGCUCGCAAUGCGGCACCAGCCGCCGCUUUCCAGCGGUCUUACAUCUCCGCACCGACAAGAGCACUGGCUGCCACGACACGAGUUUCGCUCAAUUCCUCGGUGAGCGCAUGCAAAGUCCCCAAGAAGGCUUUCUCGAAUGGCAAGAAAGCCCAGAUCCAAAAGCGGUCGUAUAGCGACGAUGCCAGUCCACGAUUCUGGGAAUUCGACGAGAUAAACGCCUCCCUCCCAUCCACCUCAGGAAGUCCCACAACAACCCCCAAAAUCAAGCUAGUCGACGUCCGCGAACCAGCCGAACUAAGCGGAACAGGCAUAAUCCCAUCGGCAGUGAACAUCCCGCUAGCCUCGCAAGCGGACGCGCUAUUUCUUACACCGGACGAAUUCGAGACCCGGUUUGGAUUUGAGAAGCCUGUCGCUGGGGAGGGCGAGACGAUUGUUUUCUAUUGUAAGGCUGGGGUGCGGGCUAAGACUGCGGCGCAGAUGGCUGUGCAGGCAGGGUAUGAUCCCAAGGCUGUGGGUGUUUAUUUGGGGUCUUGGUUGGAUUGGGCUGGGAAUGGAGGUCGGGUUGAGCGGUGGGAGGGUGAUGAUUAG
This is a messenger RNA of Penicillium antarcticum, 765 nucleotides long. Its product is annotated as rhodanese-like domain-containing protein. Lineage: Eukaryota; Fungi; Ascomycota; Eurotiomycetes; Eurotiales; Aspergillaceae. Gene Ontology annotation, molecular function: thiosulfate-cyanide sulfurtransferase activity. The record is from RefSeq and is a predicted model, not a curated record. The coding region runs from base 1 to 765 and encodes 254 amino acids. The transcript has 3 exons. Gene Ontology annotation, cellular component: mitochondrion.